UCGAGGGACAUUGUCCCAUCCACUCGUCGCCGCCGUCACAUCUCCCACCUCGGGAUCCAUCCCCAUCCAAUCAUUGUGUGUGUCCCCGAUCCAAAUCCUCUCGAUCUCUCCCACCAACCAGCGCCUUCCCUGAUUCCCUCGUCCACCUCCUGCAGCCCGAGCACUGGCCGGCCAUCGUAGCUCCUCCACGGCCUCCUUCCUCGUCGGCCGACAUAGCUUUGUGCGCCUCUGCGUCGAGGUCCUCCUCAUCCCCAAGCCUCAUGCCGCAGCCUCCUUCUCCUCGUGCCCACAUCCCACCGAGUUCCUAUGCUCAUGCACCAACGCCCGAGCUCUUUGCUUCUCGUCAAGCCAUCCACCGUCACAGGCGUCAUCGGCGACCAGAAGCCUCCUCGUCGCCCCUCGAGCGGGAGUGCAACUCCAGCGCCCAUGGCCUCUGCCGCGCCGGAGCUUUGCUGCCACAGGCGACAGCAACAACAACUCUCGUGCGUGUGUCCACUGAACCCCGUCGCCCUCCAUCUACAUCGCCGGCGACCACCUGCAGGAGCCCCGAGGAGUUUUGCGCCGGCCAUCCUCGUCCUCCGCGCCUACAUCAGCUCCAGGACAGGAUCCCCUCGAUCCCGUGCUCUUCGUUGACCGCAGCUCCGGAUCAGAUCGACCUCACCUUUCCUGUACCUCCUCCGCCCGGAUUCGCGCCGAUCCGCGCCUCCCUCCGUCCCCUGCAUUGCCUCGUCGCCGGAGUAGAAGCUCCGUUCGCCAAGCGUCGCGCCCCUGCUUCGUCUCGCUGCGAUAGGAGCAGCAAGUCAGCGCCCAGCCGCCCCAAAGCGAGGACAGCGACAAGUCCUCCUUCUCCCGUUGACCGCUGCACGAGGCCCAGCUGCCCGGCCUCCUCCUGCAGUUGGGCCUAGGCCCAAUGUGAGCACACCCCUGGCGCCCCACCCCUUUUUUUCCUGUUGUUGGGCCAGCAGAUCCGCCCAAGUAUUUUUUUUAGGCUCUGCGAAUUUAGCUAAUUUCCAGAAAACUGCUGUUUUACAGAAAAUCCCUUGUAGAUCAUGCAUAUAAUAACUUAAUAACUGUGCAUCGGUUUAA
Messenger RNA from Triticum aestivum (bread wheat), 1086 nucleotides. Its product is annotated as protein IQ-DOMAIN 14. The transcript is spliced from 2 exons. The coding region runs from base 261 to 905 and encodes 214 amino acids. Lineage: Eukaryota; Viridiplantae; Streptophyta; Magnoliopsida; Poales; Poaceae. The record is from RefSeq and is a predicted model, not a curated record.